Entrophospora candida is the source of this 1599-nucleotide messenger RNA. The record is from the annotation of a GenBank genome assembly. NCBI's taxonomy places the organism in Eukaryota, Fungi, Glomeromycota, Glomeromycetes, Entrophosporales, Entrophosporaceae.
AUGGUGGAAGCAGUAAAAUCUCCAGUGGCAGCUUUAAAAACCUCCACAAGAACUACUAUACCUGUGCCAGGUGUUGUAAUGUGUGGAAAAACCUUGGAUAGACCCGUUAAAUGUUAUAAAAGUGCCUUUAAUUUUGCUGAUGAUGAUUAUGAAAAAGGAGAAAGUUGUGAUGAUUAUGUAACGAAUCAUAGAAUGGACGCAUCACAUUUUAAAAAUAUGAAUGGAUUCGAUAACCUUGAUACAUUAUUUUGCUAUAUUUUCAAUCCUUCACAAAAGGUUAAUGGAUCGUACGGCGAAGAUCCUUUAUUGUUUAAUGAUCAAACUCAAAAAGUUAAUUUUGCAUUAUGGUCAAGUGAAAAUGCAAAUAAUACGUUAGGAGCAAUAACAGCCGAUAGAUGGUUUUUCUAUGGAAUAUUUAAUGAACAAGAAGAUCCAACCAAAGUUCGAUUUCAAAUUGUGAAAAUGCCAUCAAUCUCAUAUUUAUAUUAUACAAGAACAGAAAUAUACAAUGGAUUGAGAUCAGAUGCAAUAAUUGGUGGUAUUACUACAAGUAAUGGUGGUACUGCAAUUUCUAAUACUGGCAAAUCAAACACUUCAAAAAAAUUAGUGGGAAUUAAUUUAGAAACUAAAUUCGCAUCAUUUGAUAUAUCCGGAUUCGGUAUUAGUCCAAAUCUAUGGGAAUUAUUUAGAGUAAUACCUGAGUAUUCGGAAAAUAAUGAUGGUUAUCAAGUGAAUUUUUUGUGGAAUCGAAUUGAAUUCACCCUGUUACAAUUGGCCGCUAAUAUGGGUGGGUUUGUUAGUAUUUUGAGUGCCAUCUAUUUUAUAUUAUUUGGAUCUAGAAGAGUCAAUCCUUGGGGAAUUAUGCAACGCUAUGUAAUUUAUUCACAACUAUACUCACAACCUGGUCAAAACAUCUCAUUACAAAGUCAACAAAAUUUACAAGAUGAUGAUGACAAUGAUCACGAUCAAAAACAAGGAGUCCAAGGAGACCAAAAUCAAGAAAAUCUACAUCAAAUACGACAAAAUCCAAAUAUUGAUGAUUCGAUUGAUAUCAUAGAACACCGACAACAAAAUGUUAAUGAUACAAUUGAUACCACAAAGUACAGACAACAAAAUAUCAAUAAUCCUGACAUUUCAUCAAUGAUUCCUCAAAGGGUCGAAACACUUCCAAUUGAUUUACCAAUACGAAAUGUACACAGCUAUCGAGUAUCAGAUUAUAUACCACCAUUGAUGAUAAAAAGACCAACAAAUGAUAACGAUAAUAAUAGCAAAGAAUCACUAGAUCUAACAAGAGAAACAGAAAAUUAUAGUAUACCACCACCACAAUCUUCAACGUCAUUUUCAUCACCGUCCCCACUAUUUACAACGACGUCACAACAAAGUAGCUCAAUGAAUUAUCAACAAAAUAAUCCACAAUCAUCCGACUACUUUCAGCAUCAUCCACACUUAUAUCGUCAUUCGAUUUCAACAACACCAAUAAUACAAAAAUUAAGAAAUGAACUAAAAGCUGAUGUACAACGAACAAUUGCAGCCGAAUUAACAAGAUUAAGAUUAUUCUUGAGUAAAUAUUAUCUUAAAGAUGUUUUUAAAACUGAAUAA